AUGUAUCACAAGAACGCCACCGAUGUUUCUGAAUUCCUCCUCCGAGGUUUUCCGUUCCAGCCAGAGGUCCAAAGAUUCCUCUUCCCGCUCUUCCUCUCCAUCUAUCUGCUCACCCUCCUGGGAAAUGUAACCAUCAUCUUGUUGAUCCGCUCCGACAUGCAGCUCCUCCAGACGCCGAUGUAUUUCCUCCUCAGUCACCUUGCCCUCGCUGAUCUUGGCUUUACCUCCACCACCAUUCCCAAGGCGCUCGAUAACUUGCUCUCUCAGAAGAAGACUAUCUCCUACUGUGGUUGUCUGGCCCAGAUGUAUUUCUAUAUAUCUUUUGGCAACUCAGACAGCUUCCUGUUGGCUUCCAUGGCCUAUGACCGCUACGUGGCCAUCUGUUACCCACUGCACUAUUCCUCCAUGAUGACCCACAAGCGUUGUCUCCAGCUGGCAGCAGCGUCCUGGACUAUCCCCGUUAUCCACUCACUGCUUUAUACUCUUUUGAUGGCCCACCUUGAAUUCUGUGACUCUAGAGAGAUCCCUCAUUUUUUCUGUGACAUUUACCCGGUUCUAGAUGUCUCUUGUUCUAAUACCGGAAUCAUAGAAAUGUUACUAGUGACCGAGGGGUUGGUGGAAGUACUGGGGCCGUUUGUGCUCAUUAUCAUUUCGUACGCAUUCAUCUUCUACACCAUCAUGAAAAUUCCAUCUGCCGCUGGGAAGCGCAAGGCCUUCUCCACGUGUGGGUCCCACAUCUGCGUGGUGGUCUUGUUCUACGGCACCGUAAGCUGGGUGUAUUUCAAGCCAAAUUCCAAGAACUCAGAGCGUAAGGACACGGUGGCAGCUGUGAUGUAUACCAUGGUAACCCCCAUGUUGAAUCCCUUUAUCUACACCCUCAGGAACAGCGAGAUGAAAGCAGCCAUGAAGAGGGUCCUUAAGAAACAUUUUCAUUAA
Eublepharis macularius is the source of this 936-nucleotide messenger RNA. Its product is annotated as olfactory receptor 1468-like. The transcript has a single exon. Gene Ontology annotation, biological process: G protein-coupled receptor signaling pathway. Gene Ontology annotation, molecular function: olfactory receptor activity; G protein-coupled receptor activity. NCBI's taxonomy places the organism in Eukaryota, Metazoa, Chordata, Lepidosauria, Squamata, Eublepharidae. Bases 1 to 936 code for a protein of 311 amino acids. Gene Ontology annotation, cellular component: membrane. The record is from RefSeq and is a predicted model, not a curated record.